This is a messenger RNA of Brassica napus (rape), 4654 nucleotides long. Its product is annotated as CLAVATA3/ESR (CLE)-related protein 17-like. Lineage: Eukaryota; Viridiplantae; Streptophyta; Magnoliopsida; Brassicales; Brassicaceae. Bases 977 to 1261 code for a protein of 94 amino acids. Gene Ontology annotation, biological process: system development. The transcript has a single exon. The record is from RefSeq and is a predicted model, not a curated record.
GCCGGAUGUUUCUGGUUACUUCGCAAUUUCAGUGUUGCCAAAAAGAAUCAAUUUCAGUGAGGCUGUAACAGAAAAUAACGGGCUUUAUUUUGUUGUUUUCGGCGAAUGGGCUUUACUAAAUUUUGGUAUUGUUUUAUUUCUCUUGUUUAAAUAGAAACUCUAUUACAAUUCUAUAUACACUAUUUUUGGGUACAAUUCUAUGUAUACUAAUUAUAACUAUAAUGCUGGUGGCACAAAAUAAUUACAGAAAUGGUACUAAAAUAAAUAAAUUAAAAUAUUGACCUGAGCGUCCAAAGAAUACUGUAAUUUGACCGCAAAACCGAUAAAAAGGUAGGGUGCUAAAAUAUAAAUUUAUUAUAAACACAGGGAGCUGUUUUAGUUGCUUUUAACACAUAAAUUAAAUGCCUCAAAAGAACAUUAUAAGCACAGCUCAUGGACAUUACCAAGAAACCCCAAUUACAAUUAUUAGUACGUCAAAGUUCAUUAUUAUGAAAUUAGUUAUGUUUUGAAAGAAAAAGAAAAUAUAAAAAAAAAUGAAGAAGAAACAGUAAAAAGAAGAGGGUGCUUUCGAAGACUCUUCCCUCGAAUAAACGCAAAGAAGUGACAGCCGUUAUUAAUACCGCCUGUCGUACUUUCUUCCACAGACCUAACCACACACACGACACUCUCUCUCUCUCUCUUUGCUUACGACUUCCGAGACAAAUAGAGAAUUCUUGUAAAAGCUUUUACCUUUUAGAGGAAAGAACAGUGCAGAUCUUAGAAGGGUCCGAAGACCCACCACGAAAAUAAACCAAGUAUAACCAAGUCAAAGUCUUAUUUUUACCCACAAGACAAAAAGUUAAAUUCCACAAACCCUUUUUAUUCCAUCUUCUCUCUUCUGUCUUUGCUUUGGAAGAAGUCUCCAGCUUCAUUUGACUUCAACUGUUCCAGGUUAUUUGUUUGUCUUCAUGUUCGUCUGUUUUGUGGCUUCUCUGAGAUGACUCACGUGUUGGUACGAAGAGAGAGACACGGAAGCAAAAGUAAAAGAUGGGACAUGACCAUCAAAUAUUUCUUCUUCUUCUUCUUAGUUGUCAUGUUUCAGAUAUGCUUGUCCUCAUCAUCAGCUUCUGUUGAUUCUCGUCGUCACUUCGUCUCGUCGACGCCGAGAAAGACUCUGGUGUAUGCAACGGCGCCGUUUCGUGGGGAUUUUCAUAUAGAAGAUAACAUUUAUGGAGACGACAAGAGAGUAGUUCACACCGGUCCCAAUCCUCUCCACAACUAACUUUUACGUGUUGCUAUUAUUAUCCAUUACCCUCCACACCCACCCUACGAAGGCUACAAGCAAGACGCAAACGUGAAACGCUAAUCGCGAUGCAGAGGUACCCUUAGUGUAAAAUCAAGAAUGUCAUAGAUUUUGUAAGGUAGAAUCCUCUUUUUGUAUCUCAUGGAGCAUAUAAACAUUUUAGCUUUUUGUGUAGGGCUUAGUUCGGGUAUGUGGAACUAUAUAAUGUUAGUAUUAAGAGUUUAAACUUUAAAGGUUACUCACCACUUAUUCCUUAAAUUUCAUUUUCCGUUGAAAUGUUAGUAAAAUAUGGUGUUUUUCGUUUGUUUUCUUCAUAUAAAGGAGAUUAAAUUAUCUUAUGAUCUACAUAUAUAAAGAAAAAACAAUUGAAUUGGUUAAGUACUAACCAGCGGGUAUAAUGUUGCUGUGUUUAAUAUAAUCAUCAUAACACAAUAAGUGUGUUAUUCUUCAUUUGGCGUUUUUAGCUCUUUAAGUCUCGUAUUAAUUUUCCACAUCUGCCUUCAUAAAUCCUUUUUUAUUCAACAUACACCUACCCCCUAGCGAGCAAAUGAGUUAGUAUGAAUAAUUAUCUCUUAUACUAGUAUUACUAUUACCAAUACUUGUACAGUGAUUAGAUCAAUCAACUGCUCAUCAUGACUAUUCGUUAGCACUAUUAUGUUCAACUAGAAAACUCAACGAUACAUAUGUAUAUCAAAGUAGUUUUUUUUUGUGUGGAAAAUGUUGAAUUUGAAAUCUUCAUACCAACCAUUUACAAACUAGGUCUCGAGGAACAUUGCCACCAUAGAACGUGAUACUAAGGAACAAAAACUGGACCUAUCCAACGGUUCAAAUGGGAUAGUAUAAUUGGAUUGUGGUCAUUAUUCUUUUGAUAUCAACUAAAGUUUCAACCAUAUAUAUAUAAAAUGUUCGUACAGAUUAAAUGUGAUUUUACUACCUACGCUGAUUAAAAAGAAAGGAAAAAGAAGCGAAACCUCUUCCAGAAAUGUUCACGUUCAGUGAAAAAAGAAUGUGAAAAAAAAUUAAUACAUGAUCAAAGAAAUAGUUUAUGACUUUAUUCAUAGCAUCCAUAAUUUCUCUCUGACUAGAUUCUAUUUGAACUAUUUUAAAAUUUUGUCGUAUCAUUCAUUAGUAUUAUCUAGCAUUUUCUUUUACAGGUUUAACAUUUAUGUCUAGUAAAUGGAGAAAAUAACGGGAUUGAAUGACACCAGGGUAAUAUCAAUUAAUAUGUAUAAAUCAUACGUAUGGAGAAGAGAAAUGGUCAGGCCAUGGCUGUGAGUCUGUGACACUGUCCAUCUUCUUAAUUGCUUUCUGCAUCUUUUCUUUACCGUUCCCCUCUUCAUACGCAGUCACGUCAAUAAAUGUUCAUAGUCGUUUUUUUUUCUUCUAGAUUUAGCACCGCUAGAUCAAUCUCAUAAGUCAUACUAAGUGUUUAAAACUCCUUGCCAAACAAAACUUUGCAAAGUCCACAACAGUAAAUCACUCAGGCUGAAGUCCAAGACCAAGUAGCCUACACACAACUAUAACGAUCUUCUUUAACAUUUUACCAAAAAAAAAAAAACUAUAACAAGGAUUUAGGCCAAAAAAGUCAUUCUAUAUAUGAAACGCAUGCAAUGAUUAAGAUAAAAAAAAAAUCAAAUGUCAUCUCAAGAAAAGGGCAAGACAAAAUCGGUUAAAGAGUAUCAGAAAGAAAUAACACAUCGUGAGCCGACAUAAUGAAGAUUGAAAACAUGACGGAAACUUGAAUUUUUAAGACCGGGUUUGUUUUGUCAACCAACGGAGACCCAAUAACGUUAGAAACUCAUAGGGAAUUGUGUAAACGAGAUUAAAAUAUUUUGUUACAUUUAAUUCUUGACUAUAAACACACUCGUAUAAAUGUAUUAUCGAGACAGAUAACGGAACGGUCUUAAUUACGACGCUACCUUUAUAGAAGUCCCAAAGAUUCUCUAGCGUAAGUAUCGGUCAAAGAUAUUCGUUCAUAAAUGUCCCAUUCAUUAUACCUAAGUAGGAGUAAUUAAUUUCAUAAGAAUGUGUGUUCUUGUUAAUUUUGGCACACAAGUAGCUAGGUCCCCAGCUCUUUUGCUUAAUUGGGUAAUAGAUAUAGAUACUAAUUUUUUUGGUAAAUAUACUAAUUAAUUUCAUCCGGCAUCAGUGGCGGAGCUAUGCCCAUUUUGGGUGGAGCAGUUGCCCCUUCACGAUAUUUGAAAAUUUUUCAUGUAAUUGUGUACCAUUUUUUUAUAAUGUCCCUGUUGAUAUUCAAAAUUGUACACUGAUAUUUAAAUUUUGCCUUCGAUAAAAAUAAUUUAUAGAUUCGCCACUGUCUGGUAUAGUCUAAUUUUCUUUUAUCACAGUACUAUCAAAUUUCAUCCGGUAUAGUAUAAUUUUUUUUUGUACUUUUGUAGAUAAGUUGGAAAGUUUUUUUUUUGAAUACUAAAUAUAUUAUGCUAUUACAAACUUUGAAAAAUAUUACAGACGAUUUUACAACCGAUAAUUUUACAUAUAUUAUUCACGCAUGACUGCAUCACCUGUGUCACCCUAUUAGAUAUACUAGAGCCUUCCCCGGGCUAUGCCCGGGUUAUUUCCAUAUAUUUAGUUAAAUUUAAUUUACUUUGUAAUUUGUAUCUAUAUAUAUAUUUCUAUACUUAGACUGAUUACGCUAUAUACUAUAAGAACUCACACUAUAAUUGGUAAACCUUAUUAAUAUUAGUAAUGUCCGAAUCCUUUAAUCACAUAACGUGCAUAUAUAUAUAUUAUAGAUUUGUUAAUUUAUAUGAGCCACCAAAUUUCUAAUCCCAAACCAGAAAUAAUCUAUGGUACUGUUCUUUACAUCCGUGCAUAUGCUUUUUGUUCCUGUUGUCAACGUUUUCGUUUUCUUUGCUUAGAAAAAAAAGAGGAAAGAAAGAAGUUUGGAUGAUAAUUAAUGACACGUUUUUUGCCUUUUGCUUAUAAAAUAUAGCUUUUGGUGUGGAAUAUUUAUGUUGUUCAUACUUUAUUAUGAUGAAAUUACAAUAUUUAGCUUGGUCAGUUUAUAGAAAACUAAUAUUUGUACUGUUUCUCUUUUCUGGUAUGUAUGUUUUCUCUACAGUUAGCAAUCUAAGUCACUUUUGAAAAUGCAUUGAUUUAUAAUAUGUUGUUAAAUGUUUCAUUUCUUAUGCAUAUCACCAAUUUUUAAAAUCUUUCAACAUCACAAUAUUGUAUCUGUGAGAUAGAUAAAUUAAGGUAUUUAAUUUGCAAGAAUAUUUUCUUCAAAACUUUUAAAUGAUGUUAGUUUGCCAUAUGUACGACUUGCUUAUUAUUAUUUUUUUAAGAUGCAAAGAAUAUGCGCGCUACAACAAAAAUAUUAUUUCAACUUGGCAUAACUAUCAUCAGAACUAA